Leptopilina heterotoma is the source of this 4119-nucleotide messenger RNA. RefSeq names its product eyes absent homolog 4 (gene eya). The coding region runs from base 667 to 2247 and encodes 526 amino acids. Gene Ontology annotation, molecular function: protein tyrosine phosphatase activity. Gene Ontology annotation, cellular component: nucleus. The record is from RefSeq and is a predicted model, not a curated record. Lineage: Eukaryota; Metazoa; Arthropoda; Insecta; Hymenoptera; Figitidae. Gene Ontology annotation, biological process: negative regulation of extrinsic apoptotic signaling pathway in absence of ligand; multicellular organism development; cell differentiation. The transcript has 9 exons.
GGGGUGGCGGCGACAUUUCGCAUGCUCAGAACUCCAAACAGGCUGCAGCAUCACGUAGCCUGGCGAUCCGAGUCAGCGAAACACACGUUUCGUUAUAAACCGUGUGAUAAUAAAAAACGAUAGACAAACGAAAAAUUAAAAAUGACGGAAGAAAACUAAUAGCUCGAGAUUUUUUUCUUUUUUUAAUCCGUCGUGAAAAGUGAAAUUACAAGAGUAUUUUGGUGAAAGACACCGGGAAGGGUCGCGACCCUCAUCGUCAUUUUUCUGACACUCUCAUUGAUAGGCAAAAUAGUUUUUCUUAGAAAGCAACAGUUUUUUGCAUUUAUAUGCGUAAUCUUGAGGACAAAAGGCGGAAAUAAUUCUCCCACCUCGCGUUUUAAUUUAUGUCUAAAAUAUUGGGAAAUUAAUAUUUUCGAUUUUUUUCAAUUCGAGGGGCUUGAGUGAAGUGGCAAGAAGUGACUUGUCCAGUGGCAAGUGAUUUUAAUUGUGUCGAACGUGGGCGGUAAUGGAAUAAGUUUUUGUGAUAAGACAUAAGACGAGCCUCUUAAGGGAUGAUGUACAGGUGUCGUCUGGAGGUGGGGUUGAGGAGUUUUUGUUGAAACUACGCCACUGGAUCCGAUAUUUCUCCGUCGGAAACGAUCGCUGAAUAAAGACUGAGUGAGUGAUAUGUUAACCGAAGACAAUGACCCCACCAAACCGGCAGGGAUUUUAGACAAUGCUGGCAACGUGUCUUCGUCGACAGAGGCCUCAAUACAGAACCCUCGUUCUUCAAACAAUGAAACAGAAGUUAAAAAUGAGGUUCAAGAGUGUCCAGAGAGCGAGAAUGUCCCCAGUGGUGAACUCUAUAUCGACGAAAAUGCCGAGGAAAAGGAUCAAGAAUUUCCUGAUUCUAUGGAAAAGGCCGAUUAUGACUCGCUGUAUAAUGCCAAUCAAUACUACAAUAGCAUAUACAAUUCGCCAUCGUACGGAACGACGACAGUUUCAAAGAAUUCGCCGGCUUUGCCAAGUCCAUAUCUGAAUUCCUAUACGAAUCCAAGCUCGAUAGCUCAAUAUUCAGCCUAUGGCUACAAUAGUGGGACGACCACGUUUCCUCCAAUGAGUCAAAAUAUAUCAUCUGCUUCACAGAAGCUCGAUUACACAGCCUACAGUAGUCCAAUUUAUGGAAAUGACAGGGUAUCGUUGCAAUAUUCCGGAUAUUAUCCAAUGGCUGGAUAUCAUCCCUCGCCCACCUCCUUCAACAUUGGCAACCUCAAUUUUGCAGAUUCAACUAAAUCGGCACUCACGUUCGAUGCGACCGCUCACGAUGCCAGCGACUUGACCGCACGGGAAACCACUACCGUUGAAGUGUCUGCGAAGCCCAUAAGGCGAGGAAGGCGGCAAAGUGGGAGCGGAAAUAGUAUUGGUUCGGCAGAGACCACGGAAGCCGGACCAAGUCGGAUAUUCAUUUGGGACCUCGACGAAACCAUAGUUGUUUUCCACACCCUUCUUACGGGCAUAUACGCCACCAAUCAUGGCAAGGACCCUAGUCUUGUCAAACAUGUGGCCUACAGCAUGGAGGAACUCAUCUUCAAUCUCGCGGACAGUCACUUGUUCUUCAACGAUCUUGAGGACUGUGAUCAAGCCCACAUUGACGACGUAUCGGCUGACGAUAAUGGACAGGACCUCGCGUCCUAUAAUUUUGCGAACGACGGCUUCCAAUGUUCCCCAGGCAACAAUGGUCUUUGCGUUGGAUCGACAGUGCGAGGUGGAGUCGACUGGAUGAGAAAACUAGCGUUUCGUUAUAGGAAAAUCAAAGAAAUUUAUUGUAAUUAUAGAAACAAUGUUGGGGGUCUCCUAGGAUCGCAGAAACGCGAGCAAUGGUUGCAAGUGCGUUCCGACAUCGAGGCUCUCACCGACAAUUGGCUAACAAUGGCCAUCAAGUGUCUCACUCUCAUCAACAAAAGACAUCAGCAUGUCAAUAUUCUUGUCACCUCCACGCAAUUGAUACCAGCACUCGCGAAAGUCCUACUCUUUGGCAUUGGCGGGAUUUUUCCGAUUGAGAACAUCUACUGUGCUAGCAAAACAGGAAAGGAAACAUGUUUCGGAAGAGUAAUAGCGAGAUUCGGUCGAAGGUGCACUUACGUGGUGAUUGGCGACAGUCCGGAUGACGAGACUGCUGCGCGAGCCUACAAUUUUCCCUUCUGGAGGAUACAGAGUCACAAGGAUCUACAUAUGCUUUAUAAGGCCCUCGACAUGAGUUACCUUUAACGAGAAACACAAAUAUCCAAACCAUUCCCAUUUAUAUUAAUAUUAACAUUCGUGCAAUUGGUUACGAUGAGAAUCAUUCCUUUUUUUCUAUAAGCAACUUUUCACAGUACAUUCCUAAUAAUAAUUAAUUAAUUAGCAUGUAAGAAAGUGGAGAUCACGGCGAUUUCCACAAGUGAUAGUAAUUUUGAAAGUAUGCAAAACUAUUAUGGUUUUUCAAAAGUGGAAAGUGUUUUAUGUACUUAAUUAAAGAGUGAAUGUUGCACUUUUGAGUGAAUGGCGUGAAGAAGCAUUUGAAAAGUGUGCAAAUUUUUAGGGAUUUCAAGUGAAUUGUUAAAGCCAUACGGAUUCCUUUGGGGAAAAAUUUACAAGGACAUAAAAAGAGCCUAUAUUGUGGAAUAAUUAAUUAAUAUUAAUUAAUAAUUCCUUUGUAUUCUUAAGGGGUUAGGCCACCAUGCGCGUAUAAAAAAGAAAGAUUUGAAAAAAUUCCCAAAUUUGAUCUUUUUAUUUUAUACGCGCACAGUGGCCUAACCCCUUAAGCUAUGUUCAACAUAAGGACGUAAAAAGAGCCUAUUGUAGACUCAGCCUAAUAUUCUCCAUCCGUGUGAUUUUAACCCCUUAAGGCCUAAGCACAACUACUUCGCGAAUGUCGUUCGCGAAGCAAUUGUCCGUUGGCCUUUAUGUGACGUAGUGUGAACGUAGCUUUAGUUAUCAGACCAUGAGUGCGAAGAAGAUAGACACGUUUUUCCUUUUCGCACUCAUGGUCUAGUUCUAAAAUCUAACGCGAAACGCCGCCACAAAACUGAAUGCUACUUUCACAAAGAAAAUAAUGUUUUCGAAUGUAAUAAAACUUCCAUUACGAAAAUAUUUUGUCAAUUUUUUUUCUGAAUGCAAGAAAAAAUUGUUUUUUAUGCUAAAAAUUUUUUGAUGAAAUAAAAAAAUUCGCACACUUACAAAACUUAAAAUCGAUAUAAUGAAGAUCGGGAUAAAACACUUGUAAUAGUAAUGGGAUAUAUAAUUUUUUACGACAAUUUGUAAAAUAAAUCGAGAAGUAAAAAAAAACUAGAUUGAAUGCUUUUAAGCCCCGAACGAGUUGUAUGAGGCAGAAAAGGACAGACACAUACCUCUAUCCUUUUCUAUCUCACGCAAUUUUGCUUCUUGUCACUUUCUUAUUAAAAUACUUUUGCGACAUUCUGAUACUAAAUUAGAAAAUUAAAGUACUUUACAAUUAUUAUUACUUAAUAUCCCAUUACUACCGAAUUCUAGUGAUAUAUUAUUUAUCAAUAGUAAAUUAAUUUCGCAAUGUCAAAAAUUAAAAAAAACUAUUUUCAGGAAAUAGUUGUAGCGUCUUAAAUUGAAAUCUGUUCCUUAAUUUCUGAAAAUCGCACAAUUUAAAAAAGUAACGUGCGAUAAUUAAUUUUUUUAAAAGAAGCACAAAAAUGUCAUAAGUUUUCUCGUUAGAUGAAGAAAAAGUUUCUAGAAAAAAUUAUUUUUAAAAUUUGAUAUAAUCGUUUUUUACACAAAGAAUAAAAAUGCAGUAUUAUCGAAAAAGAAAUUUAUAUUCAUUCCAGUGAAGAAGUUUUCUGGUUAAUUUUAGAAGAAACUUAAUUUUUAUAUUGUCAAGGAUUAUUUAUAAUAUAAUUUAGGAGCUAGUCGAUUAAAAAUAUUGUGUUUUCAUUUUUGUCAGGUGGAAAAAGAAAAGAAAGUAUUUUUAACAUUCCAUAUCUCUAUAUCAUGUCUACACUAUAAACAUAAAAUGAAAAAUUAAGCUUUGUAUUGAACUGAAAUGUUGAAAAAGCGAAAGAAAAAUUUUAACGUAAAAAUCUGUUUGUUGAUGGAAAUUUCAAAAUAAAAUUGAACUUUGGUAAAAUCUUA